This is a messenger RNA of Brassica napus (rape), 609 nucleotides long. RefSeq lists its product as uncharacterized. The record is from RefSeq and is a predicted model, not a curated record. Bases 1 to 609 code for a protein of 202 amino acids. Lineage: Eukaryota; Viridiplantae; Streptophyta; Magnoliopsida; Brassicales; Brassicaceae. The transcript has a single exon.
AUGACAUCCUCAGAGUCAGAUGGCGUUGAUGAAGCCUUUGAAGAUAUGUUUGACGAAGAAUUUGAUAAUAUCAUCGACUCCCUAGUAGAUGUUCAAACCAACAAGCCCAAAAAAAGAGCUUAUAUUGAAAGAGAUCGGGAACAAGGACACAUUCAUCUAUGGAACGACUAUUUCCACGAAAAUCCCACUUACCCGUCGGUGAUGUUUAGGCGGCGUUUUCGAAUGAACAAACCCUUGUUCCUCCGCAUUGUUGAUCGCCUUACUACUGAAGUUCCAUACUUUCAGCAAAGAAGAAAUGCUCACGGCAGGUACGGCCUAUCUCCACUUCAAAAAUGUACUGCAGCUAUAUGCAUGCUCGCAUAUGGUCAAUCAGGAGAUACGUAUGACGAAUAUCUUCGACUUGGUGAAAGUACUGCACUUUUAUGUUUAGAACAUUGCACUAACGGGAUAGUACAAUUGUUUGGAGAUGAGUAUCUAAGAAGACCAACACCGGAAGAUCUUCAACGAUUACUCGACAUUGGCGAGAAGCGCGGGUUUCCCGGGAUGAUAGGCAGCAUUGAUUGUAUCCAUUGGCAGUGGAAAAACUGCCCAACGGCUUGGAGAGGCUAG